AUGACAUGGUUGUAAAUGCAACCUUGGCAGCCAUGGCAAAGCAUGGCGCAGCAAGGAAACCGGAGAUGAGCAUUUAUCAUGUUGCUUCAUCUGUGGUGAACCCACUACUGUUCCAAGACCUGGCUAGAUUCCUCUACGAACACUUCAGUUCCACUCCUUACAUGGACUCAAAGGGAAACCCAAUUCAUGUCCCAACAAUGAAGCUCUUCAAUUCCAUGGAUGAUUUCUCCUCACAUAUUUGGAGGGAUGCCAUCCAAAGAAGUCAGCAAGUAGCUGCAGCUGCUUCCAAUGGGAAACUGUCUCGUAAACUCGAAAUUGCAUGCAAGAAAUCGAUGGAACAAGCAAAAUACCUGGCUAGCAUAUAUGAACCAUACACUUUCUAUGGAGGAAGGUUUGAUAAUACCAACACACAGAAGCUAAUGGAGGAACUGUCAGAAGAGGAGAGAAGGAGCUUUGGAUUUGAUGUAAGGAGAAUAGAUUGGCAGCAUUAUGUGUCUAACAUUCAUAUUCCAGGUCUGAGAAGGCAUGUAAUGAAGGGGAGAGGAUGUCUGGAUAAUUAGACCUUCUGUUUCAUAGGAAUUGGUUGUAAUGUCCUUUUAAUCCUGGUAAAUAAUGAGAAGAGGAAAUAUAAUAGCUCACAUGAAUUGAAUUCAUACUUCA
Telopea speciosissima is the source of this 660-nucleotide messenger RNA. RefSeq names its product fatty acyl-CoA reductase 2, chloroplastic-like. The record is from RefSeq and is a predicted model, not a curated record. The coding region runs from base 6 to 560 and encodes 184 amino acids. Gene Ontology annotation, biological process: long-chain fatty-acyl-CoA metabolic process; suberin biosynthetic process. Gene Ontology annotation, cellular component: intracellular membrane-bounded organelle. Lineage: Eukaryota; Viridiplantae; Streptophyta; Magnoliopsida; Proteales; Proteaceae. Gene Ontology annotation, molecular function: alcohol-forming very long-chain fatty acyl-CoA reductase (NADP+) activity. The transcript is spliced from 2 exons.